AUGGCUAGAAGUAGGAGCAUUAUCAUUAGAGAUGAGAGCAGUACGCACAAUCAGCAAUACAAAAGUAAAAAUAUCUGGAAUUAUCCAAUAAAUCAAUUCAACGUUGCUCAAAAUAAAUCAUCUUCAAAGGAAUUGAUUUUCGAUUAUUUGGUUUAUUUGGGUCUUGUUGGGAAGUUUGAGUUUUUAGGAAGCGGUGGUAGCGUCGGUGGUGGCAAUGGCACUCCCAACCUCCACAAACACAUCGUCUGCCAUCACUUGGAUGUAAAAGUGGAAUACAGACUUAUCCUCUCAAACGCCUUAGAUAGGCUUAUACAAUCCACUCACUCUCUCACACAUCUCCACUUGAUUCUCAAUCUCUUUAAUUCUCAGAAGAAAUCUAUCUUUAACUCGAUCCCUAGAGGCGCUGGUCCUGAAGCUGCUUGGAUAUUUCCUUUACGUUCCUUAUCUACUAUAAAUCCAUCUGAUAAAGCGAUUGAGGUUUAUAACAAUGGUUGCAAAUUUUCAUCUUCAACUAAUCUAACUCGAUUAAACAAUCUAAUUGACGUUAUCCCUUCUUUCAUCAUUAUCUCCUCAUAUCUCCUACAAGACAUUCCCAAGGAGUACCAUUCUAGACUUGAGACAUUACAACAAGAAUUAAAAGCACAAUCAAUCUCACUUAAUACUUAUCAAUCUUUGUUAGAUGGGUUGAAUUCCCAGUUUAUAUUGCAAACAGCGGGGAAAGGCAGUCUAAUGGAAGAAUCUUGCGAAUCUGAAAUGUCGCACACAUCACACCCAUCCACACACUGGUACACACUUUUCGCAGACUUACUCACAUAUGCUCUAAUCCAGGGCUACAUGGAAUAUGAGUGGAAGGGAGUACGACCAGCGGAGGUUUUAUUAGGGAUGACGCGGAUGCCUAUUUCUGCGCAAACAACGUCAAACCCGAUGUCAGAAAAACAAAAACUCAGCAACGCACUCAAGAUGCUCUUCAGUGAUAAGAGCAUAGUGCAGGCGGAGGAGUUGGAUGGGAUGCUGCGUGAUCGCUUAGGUAAUUUCCUAGAUAUGUCUGAGAGUACGAGUGAUUUGGGUGAGCAUUUGCACGCGCUGGAGUGUAAAUUUGCGGAGAAGCAGUCAUACUCAUACGCAUACCCCCAAUCACGCUCGCACUCAAACGCAUUCGACGCGCGUCUGCUGCAGUUCUUCGCCGAUUUCGAUAGAUGGCUGGGCGUGGCGCGGUUAGGGAGGAGAGGAGGUGGACAAGGUGGACACACUAUACCUACUCAUCCGAAUCACCAUACUCACCACUCACCCCGCUACAAACAGCACUCCCCUCACCCGGCCCCGCAGCUAAGCCAUCCAGCCAACCCACUCUCUAUUGCAGCAUUGCUUGGACCGUCAGAUGAGAUGGGGGUGAAAGGGAUGGAGAUGGAUGAGGGAGUAAAGGAGGAGAGUCAAAGUCAGAGUAACGGUUACGCACAUACACACACCCACACACUCAACAGCGCUAGGUGGUUCGUCGUUAGCUCUUCAUACCGACAGGACAAGGCAGGCGAGGCACAUGAGACACACGACUCACACAUCGCACACAUAUCGCAAACCACUCCAUCUUCACGCACUCCCGCAAGGAUGCCGUCGUUCACCACGAACGCAUGCCAAGUGGCGAAUCCAGGUGCUUUGAGCUGGCCAGGGCCAUAUGGGGUGUGA
Molecule: messenger RNA, 1683 nt
Organism: Wallemia ichthyophaga EXF-994
Lineage: Eukaryota; Fungi; Basidiomycota; Wallemiomycetes; Wallemiales; Wallemiaceae
Exons: 1
Coding region: 1-1683 (560 amino acids)
Source: RefSeq, a predicted model, not a curated record